AUGUCGAUGGCCUCCAGAGCUGUCCCCAGGGCCCGUCUCCCUCUCCCUCUCCCUCUCCCUCUCCUGCUCCGCCCGCCGACCGCCCGCCCGCUCUCCUUCCUGCAACCGCACACCCGCCGCCCCCGCCUCCCCUACCUCCUCCGCCGCCACGCCCCGCCGCAAACCACGCCCCUCCCCCGCCUCACGCUCCACAACACCGGCAACCACCCGCGCCUCAUCUCCGACAAGACGCGCGAAUACCUGCUCCGCGAGUCCCUCAUCGCCGCCCGCAUCGUCGUCGUCGGCUACACCGCAAUCUUCGCCACAACCGUCCUCGCCUUCGCCGGCGCCAUGCUCUACGUCGAAAGCACGCACCCAACACCGCCCGCGCUGCCCCGCACCGCCCGCCUCGGGAUCACCUUCGCCCGCGUGCUCCAGCGCUUCACGAGCCAGACAUGGCUCGCCGUCGAGGUCCUCCGCGACACGGUGCAGCGCAUGCCGGCCUGGGAGGGCCAGAGCGCGCAGUGGCGGCGCGGGUACAUCACGGCCAUGAAGCUCCUUGCCGAGCUCCUCGAGGAGGAGGAUCAGUAUGCCGAGGCGCGCGAGUGGUAUCAGCGCAUCCUGGACACGCCGCGGGAGAGCGACGAUGCGGAGUGGGCGGACCUCAAGGUCGCUGCUGCGCUCCGGGCUAGCAGCAUUGCGGCCUUUAUGGGUGAUCUGGAGGGCGCGGAGAAGGCGCUGAGGAAGGGUGUUGAGUGUACGGUGCCGCCGGGGGACUCGGAGGUGUUUCCGGGGUCGGUGGACGGGUUGAAGGCGCUGACGGAGCUGGGCGUGUUUUAUGCGCGCUGUGGGAGGGAGCCAGAGGCGUUGGAGAUCUUUACGAGGGUGUUGGCGGCAAGGAGGAGGGUGCCGCCGCCGGCUGACCCGGCUGAUUCAAAGGCUGCGGAGGCGGUCAGUGAUCCGUGUGCGGAGGCUGUGACGAUGGCUUACAUUGGGGAGGUCAUGUUUUCCAUGGGGGACCGCCAGCAGGGAGUUGCGUGGAGUAAAGAAGCGUAUGAUCGGAGUGAGCCAUUGGCGCAGUUGCGAGGAAAGUGCAAGGAGUGUGCGUUGGUUGCAGCAAAGAACAUCGCUGCUAUGAUUGAGCUUAUGGAAGAGGGGCAGAAGGAACAGAAGGAGAAAAAGAGCAGGUGGAGCUUGUUUUCGGGGGCCAGUGGAGCGGAAGAGAAGGAGAAUUUGGAAGAGUGGGAGAACAGGGCCUUGAGGCUGGAAAGUAUUCGGGCCACGAAAGGGGCUUAG
Morchella sextelata is the source of this 1275-nucleotide messenger RNA. RefSeq lists its product as uncharacterized. The record is from RefSeq and is a predicted model, not a curated record. The transcript has a single exon. NCBI's taxonomy places the organism in Eukaryota, Fungi, Ascomycota, Pezizomycetes, Pezizales, Morchellaceae. Bases 1 to 1275 code for a protein of 424 amino acids. Gene Ontology annotation, molecular function: protein binding.